CGCCUCCUUUGUUCGUUUAUUAGAAUACUGACCUUCUACUCUGUGCAAAGGUUAUCAUGGAGAAUGAAGAAGAGGCUGAUGUUCUCACCGUGGAGUAUGUCGAAGGCAAGAGUCUCUGGGAUUGGCUCUCAAAGCAACACAAGCACGCAAAACCUGAAGAUCUAGGAGACAGAGAAGCCGAGUACGUGGAAGAGACCGAGAGUGUGUCUAGCGGUUCGCGUAUGCGGAUAAGACCCCGCCCGUGACUUUUAUGGAGUCUGUCUCAUGGUGAUGUCAGACCUCUGCCACUACCGCAAUUAUCUCAGAAAUGGCCGACAGCGAGAUUGACCUCGUCGACCAGGACACUCUACGUACCUAUUACGAGGAACUUGUGGAGCGCCGUGAAAAGGCGUUCAGGAACCCCUUGCGCGAAGGCUGCUCAUUCCCCAUCGACUUUGACCCCCAUCCACCGGGAUCCGGCGACUCUCCCCGCCCCCUUCCCCUAUUCGCCGUUAAUGGAGGGUCCUACAGAGUUAUAUUAACUUAUGCCAUCGUUCCAUAUCGACAUGAUAAACAACUCUCCCAAAUUUGGAUCGCAGACGUUAUUUCCCCAGAGGACCCGACCCAAAGCCUGGGUAAGGUCGUUUUAAAGAUCGUCCAGCCUUCUCUGCUACCUCUGCCAGACAUUGAAUAUCACUAUGAAAUCUACGAUUAUCUCAGACCAUGGGUCGUGUCUACCAGCGAGGAGAAAGCGUAUGGGGAGCUCAAGUCAUUGGAAGGGACAACAAUACCAUACUUUUAUGGCUUGUACCCGGUUAUGAUGCCGAAUGGUGAAGACUCUGAUGUUCUCGUUAUGGAGUAUAUCGAAGGGAAGAGUCUCAAGGAUUGGCUCUCCGAGCGAAAACACGCAAAGCCCGAAGAUCUGGGAGACAGAGAAGCCGAGUACGUGGAGGAUACCAAGAGAAUUUUUAAAAAGGCGAUAGCUGGCAUCCACUCUAUCAACAAGCUAGGCGUUGCCUACUGUCAGCUCGAUGAGACAAAUAUCAUCCUCACUCCUGAUCCUUCUGGAACGCCAGUCUUCAUUGACUUUGCCCUCACUAACUGUCACAUCAGUGCAAAGGACGUCACAGUGUUAUACAUUAAUGAUCUGCAAGUGAGUUAUCCUCUACGGGAAUGCUGUGAGACACACAACGAAGUCCUGGCAGACUGGGUAGAGGAGGAAAUCAAAAAAUCUGAAGAAACGUGGUUUCGAUCUGAUGUCGAUGAGCCUAGUGAAACAACCUGAUGAUUGUAAAGUAUAUUUUUUAUGUAUGUAUUACUUGCGCUUUCAAUGUCCAUUUUUGCUCUAUCACAGAACGGUCGUGUUUACGCACCAGUCUUCACGCGAAGCGGUC
Desarmillaria tabescens is the source of this 1373-nucleotide messenger RNA. RefSeq lists its product as uncharacterized. The transcript is spliced from 4 exons. The record is from RefSeq and is a predicted model, not a curated record. Gene Ontology annotation, biological process: protein phosphorylation. NCBI's taxonomy places the organism in Eukaryota, Fungi, Basidiomycota, Agaricomycetes, Agaricales, Physalacriaceae. Gene Ontology annotation, molecular function: ATP binding; protein kinase activity. Bases 308 to 1264 code for a protein of 318 amino acids.